This is a messenger RNA of Babesia bovis T2Bo, 759 nucleotides long. Its product is annotated as Kinase binding protein CGI-121 family protein. The record is from RefSeq and is a predicted model, not a curated record. Gene Ontology annotation, biological process: telomere maintenance via recombination; tRNA threonylcarbamoyladenosine modification. Lineage: Eukaryota; Apicomplexa; Aconoidasida; Piroplasmida; Babesiidae. Gene Ontology annotation, cellular component: EKC/KEOPS complex; nucleus; cytosol. The coding region runs from base 41 to 709 and encodes 222 amino acids. The transcript is spliced from 5 exons.
CCGGUACACAGUAGCAACACACAUUAUAUAAUAUAACGAAAUGGAGAGUACUGCAUCAAUUAUGGAGGUGCCAAUAUUUCAAGCGGAUCUGGAAACAGAAGAUAAACCGCCAAUAGAUAGACUGUAUGUCUCUAUGGAACUUUAUAAAGAUGUAACAAAUCGCAAUGAAAUAGUACAGUUAUCAGUACAAAUCAACUCGAAAUGGACACUAUUGUCACAAGAUAACAGUAAGGAUGAUACCACAUCUCGACAAGAAGAAGAUACACAAAACAUGUUGAACUUUGAUGUUCUCCACAUAGUUAUCAAACCGGAAAUGAUCACAUCAACUGAACAUAUAUCGCACGCUAUUAGCCGAGCCGCCACAAACGCAAUCAAUCGAAAGGUACAUAGCAAUAACUUUACUACUGAAGUGGUAUACAUGAUGGGUGGCUCAUCUAGCGUUACAAAAUGCAUGCAAGAAAUCUGUAUACAACAGGAAACUGAUAAUAACGAAGCUAUAACGCUUAUGUUAAUAUCAAUAUCGAAAGAUAAGUCGUUCGGAACGUUCAAUAACAUGAUCAAAGGUACUAGAGUUGAUCUAAAUAAACUUAAUGAAUACACGAACAAUGAACUAAUCGCAAAGGCAUUCAAAUGUUCGCAAAAGGAACUCCAAUUGCCAGGAGGAAUCAACGCAUGCGUACUAGGUCGUAUAGGCACCAAGAGAAUAUAGAACAUAGUUUCAUACCGUAGACGGCGAAGCUAUAAGUAAACCCGAGAUGG